Molecule: messenger RNA, 7648 nt
Organism: Ruditapes philippinarum (Manila clam)
Lineage: Eukaryota; Metazoa; Mollusca; Bivalvia; Venerida; Veneridae
Product: copper-transporting ATPase 1-like
Exons: 22
Coding region: 131-4552 (1473 amino acids)
Biological process (GO): monoatomic cation transport
Cellular component (GO): membrane
Molecular function (GO): ATP binding; ATP hydrolysis activity; copper ion binding
Source: RefSeq, a predicted model, not a curated record
GGAAACAACUUCCUUAAAAAUAAUUUUUUAUAAAGUUUAAGCUCAGAUACAUGUGUUUGUUAAAUUAUAUUAAAAGCUCAAUUUCAUAUACAUGGGAUUUUAUUUGAAAUUUUAAACAUUAAACCAAAAUAUGGAUUUAAAGGAAGAAGUAGAAGAGAUGGAGAGACAAACUGUUAUCAGUGUGGAGGGUAUGACGUGUCAGUCAUGUGUCCAAAGUAUUGAGUCAACUAUUUCCAAAAUGAAGGGAAUCAUCAAUAUCAAGGUGAUCCUGGAUUCUGGUGAGGCUCAUGUCAGUUACAGUCCCACGGAGACGUCCCCACCGAUAAUAGCUGAGAGCAUUGAUGAUAUGGGGUUUCCUUCUAAGGUCAAGACGGUUUCACCAAUAGCAGAAAGUGCUGGACGCAUUUCACCUCUCCUAGAGGCUACCAUACAUGUUGAUGGAAUGACAUGCAUGUCCUGCGUCAAGAGUAUUGAGGGAAAUAUAUCAAAGGUUGAUGGAAUUGAAAGCAUUAAAGUCAACCUUGAAGGAAAGCAGGCUUACGUUCGCUAUAAUGCUGUGAAGUUAACACCCGAUGCUAUUGCAGAUAAGAUAAGCGACAUGGGUUUUGAUGCCUAUACGGCUAGGAAGUCCAAUUCCUUGAUAGCAAGAAUCCAUGUAGAAGGAAUGACAUGUCAGAAUUGCGCCAAUACGAUCGAGUCUUUUGUCAAGAAGAAGGAAGGCGUAGAGGAGGUACGUGUCUCGUUACAAGAUAAAGAGGCUUUCAUCAUCUACAAGCCGAAUGUUACUACCCAAGUUGCCCUGAAAGAUGUGAUCAAUGAUAUGGGAUUUGAGGCGACUCUACCAAGAGAAAGCUCCCUUGACCUGGAAUUUGAUAAACUGGCCAAAGCAUCUAUUGAAGCAAAGGAAAAAGAAACCAUGAUCGAUGUUGGAGGGAUGGUCUGUAUGUCUUGCGUGAAAAACAUCGAAGGAACGAUUUCAGAGAAGCCUGGAAUUAUACAAAUUCGGGUGUCACUUGAAGAUAACAAUGCCUGGGUUCGGUACGAUCCAGCUCUGACAAGUCCGGAGGCUGUAGCAGAGAUGAUUGAUGAUAUGGGCUUUGAAGCAAAGGUUUCGAAAACACCAGUUCCAAGUUCUGUUGAAAAUACUGAAGCAGUGACGAUCAGUAUAAAAGGAAUGACCUGUCAGUCAUGCGUGAAAUCAAUUGAAGGGAAUAUUUCCAAACUUGGGUCAGUGAAGAGUAUAAAGGUGUCGCUAGAGAAUGAAUCGGGUCGGAUUGUCUAUUAUCCAAACAGAACAACUCCUCAAGCAUUGGCUGAUGCUGUUGAUGACAUGGGUUUUGAAGCUUCUGUUAAAGAAAACACCAAAGCACUGUCACCAAAGCAAGUUCAUGUUAAAGCCAGCACAGUGAAUGGUUCCCUGAUAAUUGACCAGAAGACUGAAAGUGUGAGGUAUACGCCAGGUACCAAUGAGGAGGAAGAAUAUGACAAAUGUUUCCUCAAGGUAACGGGUAUGACCUGUGGAUCUUGUGUGGCGAGUAUAGAGAAAAAUCUGAUGAAAGUGGAAGGUAUAAAGUCUGUGAUUGUGGCAUUGUUGGCACAGAAAGCAGAAGUGAAGUAUGAUGCCUCGUACAUCUUACCUUCACAGAUAGCCAACAAGAUAUCAAGCCUUGGUUUUAACUCAACUGUGAUGGAAUCCGAGUCAGCUGGUCAGGGCACUGUGGAACUAAAUAUUUCCGGGAUGACUUGCGCGUCUUGCGUUCAUCUGAUUGAGUCAACUGUAAAGAAACAACAUGGCGUGAUUAGUGCCCAGGUUGCCCUAGCAACCAACAAGGGAAAAUUUGUCUACAAUACUGAAUAUGUUGGUCCAAGAACUAUCAUUCAAAUAAUACAGGGUCUUGGAUUUAAAGCAUCUCUGUAUACAGACCAUGAUAACAACGCGUCCAGAUAUGACCACAGGGAUGAUAUCAAAAGAUGGAGGACAUCAUUUCUAUGGUCACUGAUAUUUGGAGUACCAGCUAUGGCUAUUAUGAUGUACUUUAUGUUUGCACCAGCCAAGGCGGAGGAGGACCAUACCAGCCAUGAUAACAGCUCCAACAUGACGGAGACGACCACACGAAAAAUGAUGACUGGUGGUCAUGGCAACCAGUAUAUGCUCAUUCCUGGCCUCUCAUUGGACAAUUUACUAAUGUUUUUGUUGGCAACACCAGUGCAGUUCAUUGGAGGUCGUUAUUUCUACAUACAAGCAUAUAAAGCAUUGAGUCACAAAUCUGCCAACAUGGAUGUUCUGGUUGUCCUGGCAACGACUAUAUCAUACGCAUAUUCUGUGAGCGUUGUACUGGCAGCCAUUGGUCUACAUGAACCUUUCUCACCGAUGACAUUUUUUGAGACCACACCCAUGUUGAUGGUGUUUAUAUCUCUUGGAAGAUGGCUGGAACAUAUUGCUAAGGGUAAGACAUCAGAAGCACUUGCUAAGUUAAUGUCCCUGCAGGCAUCUGAAGCUGUAUUAGUGGAGCUGGAUAAAGAGUUUACCAUUAUCAGUGAGAAAACCAUAUCAGUAGAUCUAGUACAGAGGGGUGAUAUACUGAAGGUUGUGCCAGGUGAAAAGGUACCAGUAGAUGGUAAAGUUGUACAUGGUAAAUCAUCAUGUGACGAGGCUCUUAUAACUGGAGAAUCUAUGCCAGUUGACAAAACUGUCGGAUCAUCUAUGAUAGGAGGCUCUAUCAACCAGCAUGGUUUACUACUUAUUGAAGCUACACAUGUUGGGUCUGACACAACACUCGCACAGAUUGUUAAACUUGUUGAGGAGGCUCAAACAUCUAAGGCACCAAUUCAAGCUGUAGCAGAUAAGAUAGCUGGAUAUUUUGUACCUGUAGUCUGCUCCCUAUCAUUCCUGACAGCAUUGGCCUGGAUCAUUGUAGGAUAUGUUGAUGUCAAACUUAUAGAACCAAACUUUGAGGAAGGAUCGGACUAUACCAGGGAGGAGAUAAUAUUCCAGAAAGCUUUCCAGUACGCUAUUACUGUACUCAGUAUUGCUUGUCCAUGUGCCCUAGGUUUGGCCACACCCACGGCUGUUAUGGUAGGGACUGGUGUUGGGGCUACUAACGGCAUCCUGAUUAAAGGAGGAGAACCACUGGAAACUACUCAUAAGAUCAAAGCUAUAGUGUUUGACAAGACAGGAACUGUGACCCAUGGUGUACCAAGAGUUGCGCGUGUGGCAAUGUUUGUGGAGGAUAAAGUCUGUACGUUUGUGCAACUUCUCGCUGUAGCUGGAACAGCUGAGGCCAGCUCCGAGCACCCGAUUGCUUCAGCCAUUGUUAAAUAUGCAAAAGACACAUUGCAGUCGGAAUGUCUCGGAAAAGUGACCGACUUUCAAGCAGUACCAGGAUGUGGUCUCAAAUGUAUUGUAAGCAACCUGGAAUCCAUUCUUCAGUCACUAGACAUGAUUAGUGUUAACAACAGGAAGAACCUGAUAGGAAGUUUGAGGGUGAAGAUAGAUAACGUCAUGCAUAAUACGGCAAUUGAAGAAGUGUUCCUAAUUGAGGAUAUGACAAUGGCAGGUGCUGCGUCCACGAGACCGUAUGAUGUAUUGAUAGGUAACAGAGAAUGGAUGAAGCGUAAUGGUUUACAUGUGACGGAGCAGAUGGAUCUUACAAUGUCAGAACACGAGGAGCAGGGUCAUACCGCUGUCCUUUGUGCUAUAGAUGGAGUGAUCGUGUCCAUGUUGGCUGUAGCUGACACUGUAAAGUCAGAGGCUCACUUGGCUAUCAACACACUGAAAGAGAUGGGGCUACAGGUCAUCUUGCUGACUGGUGAUAACCAGAAAACUGCCAAGGCUAUUGCCCAACAGAUUGGAAUACAGAAAGUUUUUGCGGAGGUUUUACCAUCACACAAAGUGAAGAAGAUCAAAAUGCUACAGAAGAAGGGAAUGAAGGUUGCUAUGGUAGGAGAUGGUGUCAAUGAUUCGCCUGCCCUCGCCCAGGCUGAUGUUGGUAUAGCUAUUGGUACAGGCACCGAUGUAGCUGUCGAGGCUGCAGAUAUUGUUCUCAUCAAUAACAAUCUACUGGAUGUGACAGCAGCUAUUCAGCUCUCUAAGAAAACUGUAAGCAGGAUUCGUCUGAACUUCUUUGCUGCCUCUGUGUACAACAUAAUUGGGAUUCCUAUAGCUGCUGGUAUCUUUACACCAUUUGGUGUAUCACUGAAACCAUGGAUGGCGUCUGCUGCAAUGGCCGCUUCUAGUGUGUCUGUCGUCUGCUCAUCCCUGAUGCUGAAAUUGUACAGAAAGCCGAGAAAAGAGAGCCUAUUGACGACUGGUUACUGGGAAAGAUUUUAUGCUGAUCAGCAGAGUGACAACAUAUCUUUACAUCGUGGUGUCGAGGACGAACCUACCAGUAGAGAGGGUAGUCAGAAAGGCAGUAUUCUGUCCAAGCUGAGCGCGCUGAGUGGCAAGAAGAAAACACCGACCCAGGAUCAAACCAGUCUCCUCGAAGUGCAAGAUGCUUCAGACGAGGAACUUUCUCCAUGGAAGAAUCAGUUAAACGCUACACUGAGUUAAAUGCUUCACUGAGUUAAACAUAUAACAUUGAUGAACCUGUUUGAUAUUGUUUUGUGAUAGUUUGUGCCCUGGAGUUAUAAUUUUUUAGUAUCAUAUAAGACUUGAUUCUUCUUUAAAAUAUUAUUUUUUGUUUUCUAGUAAAUUUGGAAUAUAAAGCGUAUUUGUGAAAGCAUACUAUAUUUUUUUAAAGACUACAUAUGAUUGUUUAGUUAAUUAGUGAUUAUCAAAAAUGGUCACUCUUGUGAAAUGUUAGCAGGACUUUUGAUGAAAUUUUUAGAAGAUUAUUUUAUGCUUUUUGAGGUAUAUUAACAACACAGAUACAUUGUAUGAUCUAUUUCUUUAUAUGAGAAAACUUCUGUGAUUAUUGAAAGCUUUACAUGUAUCAGCCAAAUAUUAUUUCAAUAUUUAUAACAUGUCUUGUAAGAAACAGAACAUUUCUAAAAUUGAAAAGCUUUAAUAACGUAACUAGUAUAAGUAAGCCUUUGAAAUAUCUUGAAUCUGAAAAGUAUCUUUUUUACAGCACAUAUCAGUUAAGUAUAAUCAGGUAUUUUAAAGACUGCAGAUAAUCAAAAUGUAAAUGUUGGGAAUUUUUUAGCAUUGUUUGUGCCAAUAUUUGAAAUUGGUCUUUAUUAUGGCAAUUUGUCACAAUAUUUUGAGAGUUAAAAAUAGUGGGCCCUUUUUUAGAUGGUCUUUUAUUUAAAGGUUCAUUAAAGCCCAAAAUGCCUUUUUUAAAAAUACACAAUGUAUGUACAACUAUUUUGUGUGUUUUAUUAAAGUUUCUGAAACUGUUCUUAUUGGGACAUAUAGCUGAAGCAGGAGUUUUUCCUCUUGAGCAAUUAGUAAAGUUUUUGUGUCGCCUUGAAAAGGUGACAUAUAGGGGUUACUUUUGUCGGCGGCGGCGGCGUCGGCAUCGUUGUCGGCGUCGGCGUCCGGUUAAGCUUGUCCUGAGCAUAACUCAGUCACUAUAAGUCUGAUUGACUUCAAACUUGGUAUGCAUGCUUCUUUCAAUAACCCGAAGUGCAGUGCACAAUGACCAGUACUCUGCAGUUCUUAUUUUUUGAGUUAUUGCCCUUUGUUAAUUUUCAUACUUUAAUUUUGUCCGGACCAUUUCUCUUCAACUAAAAAAGCUAUGGACUUGAAACUUCAUAGGAUGAUCGAUCUCUUUAAGAAGAAAUGCAGUGCACAAGAACCAGUACUCUGCACUUCCUAAUUUUUGAGUUAUUGCCCUUUGUUAAUUUUCAUAGUUUAUUUUUGUCCGGGCCAUUUCUCCUAAUGUAUAAAAGCCAUGGACUUGAAACUUCAUAGGAUGAUAGGUCUCAUUAAGAAGAAGUGCAGUGCACAAGAACUGGUACUCUGCAUUUCUUAUUUUUUGAGUUAUUGCCCUUUGUUUAUUUUCAUACUUAAUUUUUGUCCAGGCCAUUUCUCUGAAAGUAUAAAAAUUAUGGUUUGAAACUUCAUAGGAUGAUAGAUUUCAUUAAAAAGAAGUGCAGUGCAUAAGAACUGAUACUCAGCAUUUUUUAUUUUUGAGUUAUUGCCCUUUGUUGCUUUUCUUACUUUAUUUUUGUCCUGGUCAUUUUUCCUCAAGUAUGAAAGCUAUGGACUUGAAACAUCAUAGAAUGAUAGAUCUUAUUGAUAAGAAGUGCAGUGUACAGAAACUGCUGCUCUGCACUUAUUAUUUUUUUAGUUAUUGCCCUUUGUUAUUUUUCAUAUUUCAUUUUUGUCCUGGCCAUUUCUCCAAAACUACAUUGUUCACAAGGCGACACAUCCGACUCGCGGAGUUCUAGUUUGUGAUUUAGUAUUUUGUAUGGAUGGCAAGAUAUCACUUUGAUUACGUUUUGCACUUCUGUGAUGACGGAUUAUUUCACAUUCAACAUUGGUGUCUUUACAGAUAAGCAUUUCACAUACUCUCAAUCUAUUAUUAAAAUUAUUUUCAAUUACUUUACAGGAAAAUUAUAUUUAUUUCUGAUCAAUGCUUACUGUGUCUUUAAAUUUGUUAAAUUGGUGAUUUUAAACUUAUGAGUCACUUUUUUACUUGCAUGGCUGUGCAAAUUUUACUAGGUGUAUUUUUAUGUAAAAAUAUAUGUAUAAAGUGAUUGAUUACCCAUGAAAUAUCAGCAAACCCUUUAUUUAUUAUUUAUUUGUAAGAAUAUUUUUUUUUGCAAUUAGGCUAAUGAUAUUACCAUCUAUUUUGAUAUUCUUUUUUAAAAAUUAAUUGACAUGUUCAAGUUAAAGAUAUUUAAGAGUAUUACGUUUUUAUUUUGAAGUUAAUCAUGUUUUUUGAUUUAUACUUUUUCCCAUAUACACACACCGGCUCUCACACACACUUGAACAUACACAUUAUUUAUAAGUGAAACUGUACUGUAUUUAAGCAGUUAAGAUAAAUUAUUUAUUUAGAGUUCAGUGCAACGCAAUCAUAUGAAUAAACUUUAAGAACAACUUUCAAAAGUGCUACUCUUUGGUCUUCAGUAUGUAUUUUCUUAUUUACUUACAUUUUGCAAAAUUUGCUUUUGUUUCAAUAUUUAUGUUAAAUUAAUUGACAACUAAACAUGAGGAUUUUAAUGGAGAGCUUUAAUAGUUUUUGAUAAUUUCUUUUAUAACUGAUUUUACUAAUCCUGACUAAUCAUGACAAUCUAAUUUUAUAUCUAUAUUCACUAACCACCAAUAUUGACUGGCCAGUGGUAGCAGAGUGGAACAAGUUCAACUCCCACAUUAUGCAGUCAAGAGAUGACAAAAUAUCAUUGUAACGUAUAGAUGUAGAAUUAACCUUUUAACAGUGAAUAGUUAUAAUUUAACACACGAUAUGUUUGUUAUACUAAUUAAGAAGGGAAGGGGUUUUAUGGUAGAUAAUAGGCAGUCUGGUACAACCUUCUAAAGACUUGUUUUAUUCAACAAUGAUUUCUUAAUUGAGUGAUUUUUGUAUAAGUACUGUAAAUUUUUAACUGUUUAUUACAGUUCAUAUUGGAUUGUUUAUCUCUGUGAUAUGUUUUGGGAACAACGCUAAAUUUACUUCAAUCAAUAUACUAGUGGAAUAUUUUUAUUAUUGAUAUUGACAUGAACGAGGAGAGGUAGUUUAAAUUAAAUUUCUACAAAUCUUUA